GAAAUAAUUUGUGUAACAAUCAUUUCAGGGCCGAAAGAUGUCGAAAACAUUGGGGAAUGUAAUAGAUCCAUUAGACACAAUCAAGGAAUAUGGCACAGAUGCUUUAAGAUUUACAAUUGCUCUAGGGACUGCUGGCCAGGACCUUAAUUUAUCCACUGAGAGGUUGACAUCCAACAAGGCCUUCACUAAUAAACUGUGGAAUGCUGGAAAGUUUGUAUUGCAGAAUUUACCCAGUCAAAGCGAAGCAUCAACUUGGGAAAAUAUACUUUCUUAUAAGUUUGAUAAAGUGGAUCUCCUAGACAAGCUACCCUUACCAGAAUCUUGGGUGAUUUCAAAACUUCAUUUGCUUAUUGACACAGUCACCGCAAGCUAUGACAAAUUUUUCUUUGGAGAUGUUGGAAGAGAGACGUAUGAAUUCUUUUGGGGUGAUUUUGCUGAUUGGUAUAUAGAGGCCAGCAAAGCUCUUUACCACUCUGGUGGUGAUUCAGUUGCUUCUGUCACACAGGCAGUUCUAUUGUAUGUUUUUGAAAACAUACUUAAAUUGCUACACCCCUUUAUGCCAUUUGUGACCGAGGAACUCUGGCAGGCACUCCCCUUUCGGAAAGAAGCUCUUAUUGUAUCUCCAUGGCCACUGACUUCACUUCCAAGGCAGAGCAACUCGAUUAAAAAGUUUGAGAAUUUACAGGCAUUGACUAGAGCUAUCAGAAAUGCUCGAGCAGAAUAUUCUGUUGAGCCUGUAAAGCGUAUAUCAGCAUCAAUAGUUGCAAAUGAAGAAGUCACUGAAUACAUAAUGAAAGAAAAGGAGGUUUUAACUCUUCUGUCCAGGCUGGAUUUGCAAAACGUCCAUUUUACAGAUUCUCCUCCAGGGAACGCGGAUCAAUCAGUCCACCUUGUAGCUGGUGAAGGACUAGAGGCAUAUCUCCCUCUUGCUGACAUGAUUGAUAUUACUGCCGAAAUCCAACGCCUAUCUAAGAGACUUUCCAAGAUGCAGGCGGAAUAUGAUGGACUUAAAGCUCGGCUCAGCUCUCCUAAAUUUGUAGAGAAAGCUCCUGAGGAUAUUGUCCGUGGAGUGCAAGAAAAGGCGGCAGAAAAACAGAAGAGAAGCUUACUUACUCUCACCAAAAAACCGUUUAGCAUUACUCGAAUCAAGUGUUCUGGUCACAUAAUAAGACCCUCUGCCUGUCAUCUAUAG
Malus domestica (apple) is the source of this 1192-nucleotide messenger RNA. NCBI's taxonomy places the organism in Eukaryota, Viridiplantae, Streptophyta, Magnoliopsida, Rosales, Rosaceae. The record is from RefSeq and is a predicted model, not a curated record.